AUGGACAAUUCUGAGUUAUACGAGAUACAAUAUAUAUUUGGCUCUCAAAUAUUGGAUAACAAAAUGCAAUACUGUGUCAAGUGGAAAAAUUAUCCCAAAUCUCAAAGAACUUGGGAGCCUAUUGAGAAUCUAGGAGCUCACAACAUAUCCUCUGUUCGAAGAUACCAAAGACAUGCUGAUUACUUUCUCUUUUAUUAGUUCAUUUACGAAGGUUAGGUAGAAGGAUAUAGAGUACAUUAAAAAUAAAAUACACUUGAAAAAAUUAAAGUCAUACCAGACUCACAGGAGGAAGACGAACAAAUAGAAUAAGCUAAUACAGAUAAAUUGAACACGACUAUCAAGGAGACACUCAACUAGGAGAAUAUCAAAUCAAUAUCCACACCCAAGGAAACUACAAAAAAGGUGACUAGAUCUGGUAGAAAGUAAAUCUAACAUAAAGAAGAGGAUGUGUCUCAUUCUGAUUCUAAGGAUUCCGACUUUGGUAAAAGAAGCAAGAAAUCUAAAUCAAAGGCUAAAUCUACACAAUCAAGAAAGAAAUCUCCAACUUCAGGAGACAAGUCUAAUCAAACCUAACCAAAGAAAUCAUAGUUUGUUAAGCAGGAAUAGGUUGAAACUGAUGAAAUCAAUCAUGUCCAACCAAAAUCUUAAGAAAGACAACUAGAUCAAGAUUAACCAAAUGAGGAAAAUUUAAGUGAAAAGUCAUAGUCCCAUAAAGAAUAAUAAAAAGUACAGACAAGAUUAAGAAAUACAAGGAAUGAAAAAUCAGUUGAAUAGAUCAAAUCUCCAGCUUAUUUCAAUUAAAUUAGAAAACUUAUUUAAACUUUAAAUGAAGAUGAAAGAUCACUUGUUGCAUCCUAUAUAAAUGAUAAAAUGAAGGACAAUAUCUUUGAACAUCUAGGUGCCUUGUGUGUAUUGGAUUAUAUGCAGAGAAGAGAAGAAGUCUUGAAUGAAAUUAAAUAACAAGAAUAUAUCUACCCCUUAAAGGGAGAAUCCGCCGUUUAACCUAACAAAUAAAGCAAAAGGGCUAAGAAAUUAUAGAAGACAUCCAUCAAAAUGGAAUCCUAAAGAUCAACUGAUAUUGCUUGUCCUCCCUAAUCUAAAAGGUUGAUUAGAUUGUCAGCAUUUGAAUAAAAAAAGAAGUGUAUGAAAAAGAAAGAUGAUACUUGCUAUAUUGCAGAUUUCUUGGCAUCCAUAAAUUAAUUCCCUUAAUUCGGAGUUGUCUCAACUGAAGUUGAUUCCAAAAACCUCUAUGGAUAGAUUGGAUUUCAAAUUGGAGAAGAAAUAACAGGACAUUAUUAUGGUGUAAAUGCUAAUGAAACUGGUAAGGCCAAUGUUUAGUUGUAUUUUAUUAUGAAAUUCAGAAGAGAAGGAGAUAAAACAUUUUUAUACAAUCAUGUCACCAGAGCUGAAUGCUAACUCUACGAAAAAGACUUGCUCUAUGAUUAUGUCUAUAAGAAUUAAGAACUACUACCAGAGAUGUACAAUGAACUUAUUGUUAGAAGUGUUUAUAAUUAAUAGUGA
Paramecium octaurelia is the source of this 1521-nucleotide messenger RNA. NCBI's taxonomy places the organism in Eukaryota, Ciliophora, Oligohymenophorea, Peniculida, Parameciidae. The record is from the annotation of a GenBank genome assembly.